Messenger RNA from Talpa occidentalis (Iberian mole), 2158 nucleotides. RefSeq names its product phospholipid phosphatase related 1 (gene PLPPR1). The record is from RefSeq and is a predicted model, not a curated record. Gene Ontology annotation, biological process: signal transduction; phospholipid dephosphorylation; phospholipid metabolic process. The coding region runs from base 69 to 1058 and encodes 329 amino acids. Lineage: Eukaryota; Metazoa; Chordata; Mammalia; Eulipotyphla; Talpidae. Gene Ontology annotation, molecular function: phosphatidate phosphatase activity. The transcript is spliced from 8 exons.
CGCAGGGCGCCAGGGAGGACGCUCCACCACGAGAGCUUGGACAUUUUUAGAUGGUGCAGCCUUGAUACAUGGUGUACGAAAUGGCUGUAGGAAACAACACUCAGAGAAGUUAUUCCAUCAUCCCGUGUUUUAUAUUUGUUGAGCUUGUCAUCAUGGCCGGGACAGUGCUGCUUGCCUACUACUUCGAAUGCACUGACACUUUUCAGGUGCAUAUCCAAGGAUUCUUCUGUCAGGACGGAGACUUAAUGAAGCCUUACCCGGGGACAGAAGAAGAGAGCUUCAUCACCCCUCUGGUGCUCUAUUGUGUGCUGGCUGCCACCCCAACUGCUAUUAUUUUUAUUGGUGAGAUAUCCAUGUAUUUCAUAAAGUCAACCAGAGAAUCUUUGAUUGCCCAGGAGAAAACUAUUCUGACCGGAGAAUGCUGUUACCUAAGCCCCUUAUUCCGAAGGAUCAUACGAUUCAUAGGGGUAUUUGCGUUUGGACUUUUUGCUACUGACAUUUUUGUAAAUGCCGGACAAGUGGUCACAGGGCACCUGACACCAUACUUCCUGACGGUAUGCAAGCCGAACUACACCAGCACAGACUGCCGAGCGCACCAGCAGUUCAUAAGCAAUGGCAAUAUUUGCACCGGAGACCUAGAAGUGAUAGAAAAGGCCCGGAGAUCCUUUCCCUCCAAACACGCUGCUCUGAGCAUUUACUCCGCCUUAUAUGCCACUAUGUACAUCACAAGCACAAUCAAGACGAAGAGCAGUCGACUGGCCAAGCCAGUGCUGUGCCUCGGGACCCUCUGCACAGCCUUCCUGACGGGCCUCAACCGGGUCUCUGAAUAUCGGAACCACUGCUCCGACGUGAUUGCAGGCUUCAUCCUGGGCACUGCUGUGGCCCUGUUUCUGGGAAUGUGUGUGGUCCAUAAUUUUAGAGGAACACAAGAAUCUCCUUCCAAACCCAAACCUGAGGAUCCCCGUGGAGUACCCCUAAUGGCUUUCCCAAGGAUAGAAAGCCCUCUGGAAACCUUAAGUGCUCAGAACCACUCUGCCUCCAUGACCGAAGUCACCUGAGACGGCUGAUGAGUCACAGCUGUUUUUUAUUUUAUCACCCUCCAAUUCGAUACUUCAAGACACAGUUGCUGGAUGUCAAACUGUGAAGACAAGUAUUAUGUUUAUCUAGUUAGAGGCUAAUGUUUUGUACAUUUUUUGUAUGAAAAAGUGAUGUAGCUUGCCCUGAAUUUUUUUUGAUCAGCUUUAAUAUAUUUAUGCCAGAAUUUUAAACCAACAAAACUUUCUUCUUGUUCAAGUGUGCAUUGAAAAACCACAUUUAUUCAAUGGUUGAUGUUGUUUUGUGAUAUUUGUACACUAACCUUCUUUUCUCAGUUUUAUAGACACAGAAUUAAAAAUUAAUAUACCAAUUCACUUUAAACUUUUACUACCACAGUUUUUGCCUCCCCCAGAAUUUUUGAAUUUUAGUGAAAGUUACCUUAUGAAUUGCAGGGAGGACAAUAUUGGUUAAUGGUAAAUCUCAAAAUCAAUUGUGUAGAAAAUUUUCAAAAAGAACUGACCUGGUAUUUUCAAAUGUUCUGACCUGGUAUUUUCAAAAAUAACUGUAUGUUCUGACCAUGUUGUUGCAUCUAAGUAAAAGAGAUACAUUGAUGAAGUCACCUAGUUGCACAAACAAUUGGCAGAAAAUUCUGGAUUGGAGGGGUAGCGAGGUAAUAUGAUUCUCUCUUAGGUACCGGCUGUCCCAUUCUGAGAAACUCAAGAUCUUUCUGGAAUCACAUCAUUGGGCAGGCAAAUAACAUUGCAGCUUUCCAAAAGACCAGCCUGCACCAGCCUCCCCUGUCAACUCAGAAGUUUUGUAUAGCAUAUUGUAUGGACUUUAUAUGAAAAUGAAUAUUUUACAGUUUGCACAGUAUUAUUUUACAGAAAGGCUAUCAGAGCAUCUACAACGUAGAGCCCAGAGCAACAGCUUGACUUUGUGGCUUUUAACUGUUCUCGAAUUUUAACUGCAUCUCACUUUUCUAGCAUGGUACUAGCUAACGUGUAACUCCUUUAAGAGAGGGACCCUUGUCUGUAACCUAUCAGAAUGUUUUCUUGACAUUCCCAUUUGGCUCUUCUUAGCUUUUUUUGUACAUAUUUUUUUUCUAAAGAGAAGAAAAAAGUUA